Messenger RNA from Aaosphaeria arxii CBS 175.79, 612 nucleotides. RefSeq lists its product as uncharacterized. The record is from RefSeq and is a predicted model, not a curated record. NCBI's taxonomy places the organism in Eukaryota, Fungi, Ascomycota, Dothideomycetes, Pleosporales. The transcript is spliced from 4 exons. Bases 1 to 612 code for a protein of 203 amino acids.
AUGGCCUUCACACCACUCCAAGCCGCUCCCCUCCGCUUCGCAGAGUUCAUGGAGCUCGAAAAGCAGAAGCUCUACGACCGUUUCUGGCAGCACUUCAUUCGCGAGAACGCCAUCGAAAGGGACCGUCAGCGCGACGGCGGGCUUACUCCAGCGGCGAUACACCUCUACUGGUUGCGGGGCUGGGUCAAGUACGUCGUGCAGACCCAAGCUGACGGGAGCAUCUGGCUCGUUCCGGUGUGGUUGCCCACCGACUACGAGCGGCUCGUGAUGCCCUGGCUCGAGUUCCGGGCUAUGUCCAGGCUCGAUAGGCCCCACUACAUUGCGGGCAUCGAGGCCCGGGGAACAACUGGGCCUCGACAGGUUCAGGUGGGGGAGGAGGAAAAGCAGGAGGAGCACGAAGAAGAGCAGAAGCAGGAGGAGCACGAAGAAGAGCAGAAGCAGGAGGAGCGGGAAGAAGAGCAGAAGCAGGAGGAGCGGGAAGAAGAGCAGAAGCAGGAGGAGCGGGAAGAAGAGCAGAAGCAGGAGGAGCGGGAAGAAGAAGACGAUGAAGAGGAGGAGGAGGCGGAGGAGGAAAGAGGAAGAGGAAGAAUGAUGGAUGAAAGACUGCAGUAG